UUAAUGGUGGCGUGAUGGAGAGCAUCUCCCCUGCUUGAUCGUUCUCAUUUCAGCGGCUGAACAUCUGCGCCAGAAUGGACAUCUUGAAGUCUCUGGGACAUCCGGAGGAGAUUUUUAACCUUUUCCGGUUUAAAAUGGGGGGAUGUAGAGCUGUCAUGCCGAAGUUGGAUUAUGACUCCAUGAGCCAGACUUUGCGGACGUGCUACGUUUAUCUGAACCAGACCAGCCGGAGCUUCGCGGCUGUGAUCCAGGCGCUGGACGGGGAGCUGAGACAUGCGGUUUGCAUCUUCUACCUGGUGCUGCGGGCGCUGGACACUGUGGAGGAUGACAUGACCAUCCCCCUGGACAAGAAGGUGCCCAUGCUGACUCAUUUUCACACCUAUCUGUACCAAGAGGAUUGGUGCUUCACUGAGAGUCAGGAGAAGGAUCGACAGGUUCUUGCAGACUUCCCUACGAUAUCUCUGGAGUUCCGAAACCUCGCUCUGGUAUACAGAGAGGUCAUCUCGGAUAUCUGUCACCAUAUGGGAGUCGGGAUGGCCGAGUUUCUGGAGAAGAAGGUGGGAUCCAUGAAGGAGUGGGACCAGUACUGCCACUACGUUGCCGGUCUAGUCGGCAUCGGUUUGUCUCGGCUCUUCUCAGCCUCCCAGCUGGAGGAUCCGGAAGUUGGGCAGGACACAGAGCUGGCCAACUCUAUGGGCCUGUUCCUCCAGAAGACCAACAUCAUCAGAGACUAUCUUGAAGACACAAAAGAGGGUCGGGCCUUCUGGCCCCAAGAGGCGUGGAGUCAGUUUGCAGGCCGCCUGGAGGAUCUCGCUCAGCCAGACAAGCUGGAGUCAGCUCUGUCCUGUCUCAACCUUCUGGUCACCGACGCUCUGCGGCACGUGCCCGACGUCAUCGCCUACCUGUCUCGCCUGCACAACCAGAGUGUCUUUAACUUCUGUGCCAUUCCACAGGUGAUGGCAAUAGCUACUCUUUCAUCGUGCUACAACAACCCCAUGGUGUUUCAGGGAGUGGUGAAGAUCAGAAAGGGGCAGGCUGUCACUCUCAUGAUGGAAGCGACUAACAUGCAAGCUGUGCAGACCAUCAUCUUUCAGUAUAGUCAGGAGAUCCUGCAGAAGGUCUCCCUCACUGACCCAUCCAGAGACAAGACUCUGCACAUUCUGGCUGUCAUCCAGGGAAAGUCCACCAUGUCCCAGUCCAGGACCCACCACCUGUCUCCAAUGUACCUGUCUGCUGCCAUGCUGCUGGCUGUGCUCAGCUGGCAGUACAUCAGUACCGCUGCAGCCCAGGCGCAGGGCACAGGAGACGUGUAGGGGGCAGUUUCUUACUCGUCCUUGCAGGAGCCCACAGACUGAAGAGCAGACGCGUCCUCUGCUGAUUACCUCUGAUUCAUGGAAAUGCACUAAUUUUAAGGAUUCACUUUGGCUGUGAAAACCUUUAUCUGUGGUGGUGGGGUGGGGGUGUAGUAGUCUGGUUACACGUGGCUUUUAGAUCAUGACGAAAAUGAAGAAACAGCCACCAAACGUCAGUUUGCUUUAGGUUUCUCUUCCUUUACGUCAAUUGUCUCUGGUUUCAUUUCUCUGAUUAGAAAUCAGCAAACCUAACCAUCCUUUUAUUGAGUCUCAGUAGAUUUUUUUCAACACUUAGACCACAUGAGAGUAAACUGAGAGUAAACUGUGCAAUAAACUAGUUUUAUCAAGAUAAAGAGGAAAACAGAGCGAUGAAUUAAAGUUAAAACCUGUUAGCUAAGUGUCCUUAAGUCUGCUUCCAGAGUAGGAAGGCUAGUUAAGAGUAACUUUGUACAGAGCCAAAGAAAAGCUGCAAACAUUGCUAUGUAAUAUUUUAAUUUGUACAUAUUUGAAAUAAUAAAAAGAUAGAGUGAUUGUUUUAAA
Molecule: messenger RNA, 1892 nt
Organism: Oryzias latipes (Japanese medaka)
Lineage: Eukaryota; Metazoa; Chordata; Actinopteri; Beloniformes; Adrianichthyidae
Gene: fdft1
Product: farnesyl-diphosphate farnesyltransferase 1
Biological process (GO): cholesterol biosynthetic process; farnesyl diphosphate metabolic process
Cellular component (GO): endoplasmic reticulum membrane
Molecular function (GO): squalene synthase [NAD(P)H] activity
Source: RefSeq, a predicted model, not a curated record